Messenger RNA from Tachyglossus aculeatus (Australian echidna), 8148 nucleotides. RefSeq names its product interactor of little elongation complex ELL subunit 1 (gene ICE1). The coding region runs from base 158 to 7246 and encodes 2362 amino acids. The record is from RefSeq and is a predicted model, not a curated record. The transcript has 20 exons. Lineage: Eukaryota; Metazoa; Chordata; Mammalia; Monotremata; Tachyglossidae.
GGCAGCCCCGGGGGCCUUGGGGCGGAGGUGGUCGGCCCCCGGCCGGGGCUCGGAUGGCCGACGACGAGGGGGACGACGACGACGACGACGAGGAGGAGGAGGAGGAGGAGGAAGAAGAGGGGGGUCCCGGUCCGGGGACGACGUCCUCCCCCCCACCAUGAUGCCCGGGGAGACGCAGUCCCUGAGGGCCGGCACCGCGGCGGACGCCUCGGGCUGCCAGGGCUGCUCCGCGCUGCACCAGAAUUUAAAUGAAUAUGUGACUGCGUUAAUCACCCUAAAGCAAAAAAUAAUUGAUACGGGAAAUCUGCUGGCAGAAUAUCAACAUAAAUGUAAUGAGCUGCAAUUUGCCGAAAGAGAAAACAGCACACUUCGUCACCAAGUAGAACAGAUGCUGGAAAAAAUUUCCCCUCUGGAGAAAUGUCAGGAGGAACUGGGAUGCUUGAAAGCAGAGCUGGAAGAGAAAAAGAGUACACUCAAGUUAUACCAGGAGACUCAUCUGGAAUACACACGUGUGAAAGAAGAAUGCCUACAAAGUGAUAUUGUGAAGAAGAAACUGGAAGCCAGAGUGAAAAAGCUGGAAGAGGCUGCAGUAAAACAGACCCAGGACUUCAAGCAAUUGAAAAUGGAAAAGAAAAUUCUUGAAAAGGAGCUUAAGAAGGCACAGGAAAAAAUAGAGGCAUUUCCCAAGCAGAAGAAUAAAAAAGUGCUGAAACAUACAGGAACACAAAGCUCCAGUGAUGAUCCAGUUGCAAACUUAGAUAAAAAAAAAAUAAGAUUGUUACUGAAAGAACUCUGGCUGUGCAUUGACUCCACCUCAGAGACCCUGCAGCCUGAGGAUGAAGAAUGCAUCCCAGCACCUUCCUUCGAAGAACUUUCAGCAACACCAGAAAAGAAAACUAAGGCUUUGAGUCAGGAAGACAAGGCGGCCAAAGAACAGCGAGAAUCCAGGAAGUCUCCUGAUGACUGUGAAGCGCCUCCACACCAGAGCAGUCCCGUAGAAAGCCUAGAAAUGCAGACGUGCUUAACAACACUGUCAAUGGAAGUAGACCAGGAACUUCCCGCCUUGGACUUCUCAGCCGAUGACAGGAUCAGCGAAGAGGACUGCAGUAUGGAAAUUGCUUUUCACGAGGACAACAGGACGGAGCCUGGGAGGACAGAAGAGGCGCAGGACAGAUGUUCUGACUUCCCGGGUGAAACACCCAAACUCACUGAAGAGGAGCUACAAGUAAUCUUGAACUGGGUCACACCCCCACCCCUUUUGUCUCCGGUGAAAUCGUUGCCACGGUUCACGCCAGACACGUUGUUUGGAGACCUUUCGGAUUCCAGUGACGACGAAAUAUCUCAUAGCGCACAAGCUGUUGAAUGUAUUUUAGAAAACAGUCCAGCCGAAUUCCAGAAUUCACGUGACCUCAGCAGUGUAGAAGAGGAAAGUAAACACUGGGGUGAAGGGCCUGAACCAAUCCCAGGAAUAGUGAGCCCAAGUAAACCGGAUAAGAAUGAUGUCACACCUGGAGCGUACGACAGUUUGACAACAGAAUUAAGACUUUGUAGUGAGGACAGAAUGGAAUCAGAGCAAACAGAUUCGAUAACUUACACCAGAACUAGCGAAGAACAUCCGGCAAUGCCAUCUGAAUGUGUAACGGAUGACAAGUUGGGGACAUCAGAGAAGAUAGAAAGCGAAAUGGCAGAAACAGUCCAGGAGGUGAAUCUCAAACCAGUGCAAGUCGAAGAAACGGCCUGUGCAAUUGUUUGGUCGUCCCCUGGCACUGAGUGCCUGCAGCAGGCGACCAGUGACCCAGUGCUAGCGGUGGAGGCUGCCACUUCACAUACAGAUCUGUGUAGCCCUAAUCGUAGCCAGGAAAGGUUCAUUCAGCCAUCUGAGUCUCAGGGGGAGAGUGUGUCAACUAACGAACAAGUGUCCAAAUCGAAACUUGAUAAACAAAUGGAAAUCGCCUGUCUCAGUGAAAAUGUGUCGACAGCCCACGAACAUCUCCGGAAAGAAGGCAGAGAGGCAAUGAGUGAAAAGGGAGAAAUGAAAACGCCCAGCCAUAAAUCAGAGCCCAGUUUACAAGAUACCAGUGAAUCAGAAGAAAGAGAGGCCGCCAUUAGAACAAAUAACACUGUGAAGGAUCUUUCGUUUUCCUUUGCUGCCGAUGCUUCUUCGUCGUUUAACUCCAGUGAUUUCAAGAGUCAGGAUAAUGAGUUCACUUAUCAGUCCAGUAAGGAAAGCACAGUAAAACAGUUCGUUGUUACAGACUCUGUUACUGAGGCCAACCUUGGUGAGAUCUCACAGGUAGAACCAGAAACUUGUGAGCCAGUUCAUCAGUCUCAAAAUUUGUCCACAUUGGACGGGCAGUCUGAGCCUUCAGCGGGUUCUCGAGGUGAAAGCAAAUUGCAGCUCAACCUGCAGGCUUUGAAGCCUGGAUCAGGGCCGACACACCCAGACCAAAAUAGCACAGAGCCGGAGGACGCUGGCAUUACAAGAGACCGGACCGAAGUGCGACCAAGCGAUCGGUCGGGAUGUGGAGCCAGAAGUGGUGAACAAGAUAAAAUUGAAGAUCAGAGGAUUGGGGUUAAUGAAACUCUAUUAGAAAAUCCAUCUUUAAGUGACUCUCUUAGCAAUUUGGUCAAGUGUGAUCAUAGUUUUGAAAUAUACAAAUCACGUAGCAAUGAAGAAACCGAUCAGCUACUGAAGAGAAAUAUUGAAAGACCAGAAGCCGAACCAGUCAGCGAACAAGAAGUUUUGAAGUUAGAACUGAAGUCUACCUUCGAAGGCGCAAGAAUAUCACCUAAAUUAGAAUUUCUUGAAGGAGAAAAUGAUCCCAUAGAACUGAAGGAGGACUUACUCGUAGCUAGCCCUAACCAUAGGACUCUGUCAUUAUCCCUCGAAACAAAUCUGAGAUCAGACAGUGAACAGAAAACAUCUGAAAAAAAGCCAGUUGUGGAACUUGAGUCUCUAAAAUCGUGUGGUAGGCAAGUUAAUAUUCAAGCUGAACAAAUGUCACCCGAACCAAAGAGUGUCAUAGAGGAAAACGACCCACCAUUAGAAAACAAGGAAAUAGAUGCUAUAAAGCGUGCCACAUCAGAGGUCGAGCAAGCUACUUCAACCUGGCCACAGUCUGAUUUGAAGGCUUUUGCUGGUUUCCUAGCCGUAGAAAAUUCCACGUGCGCAACAGCCAGAGAAUCACCGGUCUCUUCUGAAGGAGUCUCAGUUCAAAGCCAGAAAAGCCAAACGUCAGAAAUGUUUGUCCUGCAUGAUGGAGAGAAGCCAAAUCAGCCUUGUAGCACCACGAUUCUGACUACCUCAGAAGUGGGUGUUGAUGAAGAUCCCCAGCAUUGUAUAACUGGGACAUGGGAGGAUGGCAAGGCUUUAGAGGAAAGAGACCCUGGGGGUUCAGUAAGUUUGGGAGGCGAAGCUCAAACGGUAUGCCCCGACUUCGUAUCUCCGAGAACGCCCCAGAUCCAGAAUGGACUUCUGCAGCAGAAAUGCAGAGUUUCUGACCAAGCUGAUACGGGUUCUUUUUUCGGGUGCUUUAAAACAUUUUCUUCCCUAAGUAAAGAAAAUGGCAGAGACACAAAUUCCGUCAAUCACUCUUUGCAGUUUCCCAUGGCUUACCGGCAAGCAGAAUGUGCUAAUGUUAAAAAAGUGACACGUGAGCCACUCGGUCACGCAAGUGAAAGUAACAUUGAGAAAGAAAUUGAGAGUGAGAGCGAGCAAACUGUUCUUGCCGUAGAACCACAAAAGCAACAGACAGAAGUUGCGAAUGAAGAUACCGAUAUACAUGUGGUAAAACGAAAGCGUUGGCCAUCCACGGAAAUCGAAUCUUUAACGUCCGUGCUGGAAAAUUUUAACCUGAAUGCUGCAUCUGAGAGCAGUGGAUUUUCAGCGGUGGGAGAAGAGUGUGACAACGAUCCUGUAAGGAAUUAUACAGCGGGGAACUCUACGGUAGAAAGUGCUGAUGAAGAAAGGGUGACCUGUAAGGAAGGGGAAAAAGAACUGAAGGAAGAUGAGGUGAUAUCUGGAGAAAAAAAUGGAAGCCAACUUUGGGAAGAGUCUUCUGAGGCUACCAAGGAAACGAGUGAAUCUGAAGAAGAGGUUUAUCCCUUAAGAAAAGUCAGGAGUAAGAGCCAGCCUACUCAGUGUUUUGUCGGGGCCUCACUUCAGACACCUACCCGAGAAGAUGCACCAAGAAUUGAGACCAAUUUCAAGAAUCCCGCUGGCAGCAAAUCUGGAGACUCCACUCUUACGAACACAUGCAGCAAUCUGGCAAGGGAAGAGUUUCAAGGCAUCUUUCUACCUUGUGCCGUGGCUAACUCUUCUUCAUCAGAUGCCGCAGAUGAGCUACCACCAGUGGUGGAAAAACUUGAUCGUAAAAACGGUCCUCCCGCGGUUGAUGGGGUCAUCAUUGAAACCACCCAGAGAGCACCAGCACCGAUGGAAAACCUCCGUCAUAAAAAUGGCCCUCCCGUGCUCGGCGGGGUAAACAGUGAAACGACCCAAAGAGAAGAACACAAACAAUGCUCAGCCGCACAAAGGGGAGCUAGUGAUGGAGGAAACGUUUCGUUCGAGUGCACGGAAUCUCCAUUAGAGACGUCGGAGACGUUAGUACAGGACCCCACAGAGAAUGAUACUGAUGGGUCAGAAAAUAUCCAACUGCAGGAUCAGGUGUCAGAGAUGGACGCCGAAAUUGUAAAUCGAUGUGUUGUGAAGAACGGAGAAUUGGAUCUAGGAAUCAUAGAGUCUGGCAGCCAGAGGUUGGUAAAUGGCGAACUCCUCGAGUCAGAAAUGGACCAGACCGAGGCACGUGCGACUCCUGCAGAAGACCCUAAAGCUCAAAAUAGUAUUUGUCCAGAAGAUGAUCUCGCUUCCCAGAAGCUCGACCAUCCUUUAAUGUCUCCGGAAAGUUUUUCCAGAAGUGGUAAAAGCACUGUUUCCAAAGAAAGCUGUUUGUGGAAUCUGCUACCUACGUCUGGGGAAAUCUCCGUCCCUCGAGAACAGAAUUUAACUCUUGAGUCCCAGAGCAUUGAAUUCGAUAGUAGAGACGAUAUCUUAGAAUUGGAGACGUUCGGCGACUCAGCGUGUAUAAACAAGAAACAGUCAAAUCUCCCGAAUGGAAAGUUGCCAAAUCCGUCGGCAGAGGUUUCCACCAAGGCAAAACCUGAACAGGGGAGGCCUCCUCAGAAAUUAUCGCAAAGCAGAUGUAAAGCGAAACUUCAACAGGGUCAUGUAACCCAGCCGGUUUUAGCAAAUGCCGAUACUUCUACACCUACAAAAUGUUCUUCUGAUGUGAUCAACAGAAUAAGGGAAGAGAUAGGUCCACCUCUGCCUCCUCUGCUGCCCCCUUUACUGGAUACACCCCCGAGAGCUCUGCGUCCAGUUUCCCCUAUAAUGUCAACUUCCAGUCAGUCCUCGCUACCGUCACCUCUUGAUGACUUGAUUUCCCCGUUACGGGACACGCCAGUUCCUCCGCUCAUGUCUCCGCUGCCAGAUGAUCCUCGGUACAAAUCGCCUCUGUUCGCUAGUCCGUCGCCCUCGGAUGCGUUAGCCGGUCGAAGGAUCCUGACGUCCCCCUUGCAGUUUUGUGCUGCCACGCCGAAGCACGCCCUCCCUGUGCCUGGAAGACUUCCUCCGUCUGCGGUGGGCAACUCUGCGCCCGGAAGGCCGCAGGAGAAUUCUGUGAAGAUCCUUGACACCAUGUACCCGGAAUUAUCUGCCAGAGCAAGAACGCUCAACAUCCUCAAAGGCAACAUUCAGCUGAGUAGAUGCCCCCAGUCCAACUGCAAAAGUUUACCGGGGUCCGUCAACCAGAUCACGGGAUUCAAAGCAAUCGCUUCCACGUCCACGGCGUUCGUUAAAACGGGAAGCAGCGCCAAUGCCGAGAGCAGCCAAGAGCAGUCGGCGGACACGGAGAGUCAGUCCACAAGGUCGCAGGGGUGUAAAAGGGCAUCAGUGUCCACAUCAGUUCUGCGAAGCGCCAAGAGGCUGCGUCUAGACAGCGAGUCGCCCGAAGCGGAGAACGUUAUGGGUGAUGUUCCCGCGGGAAUCACCGGAGACCUCCCAGCGGAGUCCUCUCCAAUUGAAAGCCAGGUGACGUGCGACGGUGAGACCGGUGGCGAGCCAGCAGACAACUCCGCUAGCGAGUCGCCUUCACCGACCGAAGAGACGGCCGAGCCCUGCGACGAGGGCGUGACUACUGCGCUGAAGAAAAUCGCCGAAACGUGCUUUGAUCUCUUGCCUGUCAUUUCCAGCCAUGUGUAUGUGGGAAACAUUUCGAGGAAGCCGGUGAUGAGAGAUCAGGAGAAAGAAGUUGUCUCUGAAUUCGCAAUCACGAAGAAGCAUUUAGCAGAACCCUUGCUUCACGCGAUCCUCUCCGAACUGAAAACGCAGAAGCCGUCUCCGGACCACAGUUACGUUCAUGCCCUCUGCAGGGUGUAUGUCGGGAUCUGCAGGCAUCUCGGAGACUUGGAAAGAGCUCGCCUGUUCUGUUACACCCUGCUUAAGGAAGAUUUUCCAGAAUCUGAGAAGUUAACUUUGUUCAUUGCAAGCACGUGGCAUGAUAUAUUUAUCUUCCAAGGAGUGCUUAACAAAGCCAUCCAGCUUGUUGCCCGGCAACGUGCCCGAGGAGAGGUUCUGAACUGCUUGAGUGCUUAUCUCAACUGGGAGAAGAACUCCUCCUUGGAUGUCGGUAUCAUGAUCUCCAGUCUGCUUUUGGCAAUACAGCUAUGUCCUAAAAUGGAAUUUCAGUUAAGAGAAAAAUUUGGUGAAGACCUAAGUGAUAGCACUUGGGAAUAUAUAUUUGCUAUUGAUCUACUUUGCUGUCAUCAGAAAUGGGUUUGGACACAUGAUAAUAUUGUAAGUAAAGAGCUAUGGCCAGUCAUGGAUACGUGGAUCCGGCACCGAAAGGGAAACACGAACACUACGUGCCCUCCGGAUAUUAUCGUGGCGUCAAUACUCAGACUGAUCGGCCGCUUAGGCCAACUAGGAUUAAAAGAAGGCUAUUCUUUUGCUGUGAAAAACAUCAGUAGAGUCGUUGGUACUUUUAUAAAACAUGCGUCUGAAGAAGCCGUACCCUGGGGUGUGCAGCUGGCAGCGGUCUAUGCUCUUUGCGAACUGAGUCCCAGCAACCCAUCGGAAGCAUUUGACGUGUUAAACUCCUGGAGCGUGGGGGCUGCAAAGAGCAUCCCAUCCGCAGUCAGCGGCUGCAUGGUUGAAAUCAGCGAGAUGCAAGCCAUAGAACGCGCUUAAGCCGCCCAGGACUGCUCUGCCCACAGAAGUGCCUUUUUGUCUGGAGGAGAAGAGAGGGUUGUGCCAUUUUACAAGAUGCCCAAGGAUAAAAGCAAUAUCAAGAAGGACACAGCCAGGAGUACCGCUCCCUAAUCGCUGGGGUGGGAGAAGGGAAAGGCUGGUGGCAUUAUUUGCCUCCCUCCCCUUCCCACCCCGGAGACAUUCUAGUUACACAGUUGUCCCAUGUAACUUCUAUGUGCAUUUCGUGUGAGCCCUCCACCCCCUGUAAAUGACAGAUGGGCUGAAACGACGCAUUUCGGGUGGCUGAGGAAAACCUGAACUUGCCCUUUUUGCUGCAGAAGAUGCCCUUUUGUGUUUUUUUAAACUACGCGGUAUUUUAAAAUCGACGCACAAGUUACGAAAGCUUUAGGUUGUGGAGCCAGAGAUCUCUCCGGGCUGUGCCCUUGAGACGUGGACUAGAAGUGUCUUCCUUUAAGCGAGCCGCACGGACUGCUUAAAACACUGUGUCCGUGGGUUUUUAUUUAGGUGGGUUUUACCGGCUGGCCGUGGGCUGAGCCGUCGGAGAAGACUCAGUUUCUGUCCAUUCAUAGAGCGACUUCAGUGGCUUCCUAUCCAUCAGGACAGUGGCAUCUCGGCAGUAAAAGUUUUAUGUUUCGAUUACAUGUAUAUAAAAGAUUCAGAGGUAACCAACAGAUCUCUGUAUGUUUUGUAUAUAGGGUAUAAUGCUAUAAUGUGUUUCACAUUUAAUGAUAUUCCACUUUGGGAAUUUUAGAGUUUGUAUAUAGAAAGCAGGUUUAACAAUUCACGUGGUUCUGCCUCCUAAUAUGAUUUAUCUUGUAUUGACCAUUUCUUAGAUAACGCUGUACAUUUUUUUUAUAAUAAAAUCAAAGUGAACACCUCUA